AUGACUAGUUCGGGCAACAAUGAUGCAAUCUUGCAACCAUCGAUAGCUGUGGGAACAGAAGAACAGGAGGGAGAUUUUCUAUCGACGACGAAGACAUUCGAUUUCGCGAUCGUCAGUGAUGAUGAUGAUGAUCCUGAGCUUGAUCUUCCGUCCCAAGUAACGAAUCCACCAAACUUCACGGCCCCAAGCGAUGUGCAGCCUCAAGUUCUAAGACCGUCCUCUCAACAACCCACCGUAGAAACACUCCAGUCACUCGGCAUUAAAGUACGAGAUUUUGCGUAUGAAAGUACUUUGCCACCCAUCGCGCCUGUUCCGCGAGUUCCGCGCCAGACUCAGCCUAGUGCAAGACCGCUGAAACGUACCAGAGGAGACUGGGAAGAAGAAGAAGGAGGGCCAUCGCAUUCGUCACGCCCUCAAUUCGGACGGGAAGCCACUAAUGCUGGCACGCAAGCAAGCAGCAAGCCCGAGUCUCUUGUGCGAAAAGCCACUGAGCCACUUGAAUUUAACCCUGCGCCCGCUUCAAAGCGCGCUAUGGGACGCGCAGACUUGAGCAAACCUGUAUAUGGAAGCCAACUACCGUUCCGUACGCCCCGUUGUGCCCUUAAAACCCAUCGCACCCCGCCGAGAAGAUUUUCUACAACUCCGCUAACUUCCCCCCUGUUUGGGUCGCCGUCAGAAGAGCCAUCUCAGGGGGGAUCACAAGAGUCGGAGUUAGUGAUGACACCUGCUGGACCGGUGUCCUGGCAUAUCGAAGACACGAGCUCGAUACCCGCUUCACAAAUGGACACAGACUUGAUGGCUUUUGUGCCAGAAGAAAUAUCUUAUUCCCAGCUAGGGCUUUCGCCUCAGUCUUCGCCACUUGCCACGUCGCUUUCUACUUCUACUGCCAUACGGUCUCCUGUUACCCCUAGUCGCGUUUCGCCAGCAUCUCAGGGAGGUGGUAGCUUGGAGUCGUCGCAUGUUAUUGCACAAACACUAAAUUCCAGCCGAGAACUCAAACGUAGCUUGAAAGCUAAGACGAGCAAAAUUUCUACGCAGACGUCCCCUCGUUACCUCCUACGUCGACGAUCCCUAUUAUCCGUUCAUGCUCCCACACGUUCACGGUAUCCCCAUCCACUGACUCCCACGAAGAAAGGAAGCCCGAAGGGUUCUCCGCAACCUCGGUGUAGACGUUUGCAGCGGCCUGUGCUAACGAGGUGA
Suillus plorans is the source of this 1200-nucleotide messenger RNA. RefSeq lists its product as uncharacterized. NCBI's taxonomy places the organism in Eukaryota, Fungi, Basidiomycota, Agaricomycetes, Boletales, Suillaceae. The coding region runs from base 1 to 1200 and encodes 399 amino acids. The transcript is spliced from 2 exons. The record is from RefSeq and is a predicted model, not a curated record.